AUGAUUCAACGGGUGGCAAUAUGGAUAGCCGUGGUUGCCUUUAUUGCUUACACGAUAGAAUUAUGCUUCUACCGAGCAGAUGUAGAAUUACAUAUAGAUGGUGAAAAUGAUGAAGCAUUUGAUGCUGUACGAGAAGCAUUCAGUGCCAACUUUCUGGAAGGAUGGGAACGUGGUGGUGCUUCCUUUGUGGUAUAUCACAACGGUAAAAAAGUCGUUGACAUAUGGGGUGGAUAUGCAGAUGCAGAAAGUGAAAGACUAUGGAAAAGGGAUACCCUCAAUGUUGCAUUUUCAUCAACGAAGGCAUUUGCUGCUCUUUGUGUUGCUAAGCUUGUAGAUCGUGGAUAUCUCAAGUAUGAUGAUCUCGUGGUAAAAUAUUGGCCAGAGUUUGGAAAACAUGGAAAAGAAAACGUCACUGUUCGAUUAGUUUUGAGAUUUUCGGCUGGUUUGGCCUACACCGAUAAGAAGAUUCACUUCCCCAUAGCAAACGAUUGGAAAGCCAUUGGUGAAGUUUUCGAAGAGCAGGUCCCGAACUGGCCUCCUGGAACUCAAAUAGGCUAUCAUGCUAUCACUUAUGGCUGGCUAGUCGAUCAAAUUAUCAGGAGAGUUGAUCCGAAGCACCGUUCUGUUGGUGUUUUCUUCAAGGAAGAGUUUGCAGACAAGUAUAAUCUCGACUUCUACAUUGGACUUCCAAAGUGUGAAUCGCAUCGAGUUUCUCGUCUGACUCUGCCAUCAGCUUACAACUUUAUGGAGGAAUAUCUUUAUAGGCCAUCUGACUUCGACGUCACCCGGUUUGUAUGGCAUAUGGCAACUGACGGGCUGCUUUCGAAAGUUGGCCACAACGUUCCUUGGAUUGCUUUCAUGAAGAGAUUGACGCUAAAUAAUCCCGACUUGUACAGUAUUGAGCAAGCUGCGGUUCUCGGAAUAGGGACUUCAGGAGCUAUGGCUGAGCUGUUCGAGCGAUUCCGGUAA
This is a messenger RNA of Cylicostephanus goldi, 969 nucleotides long. The record is from the annotation of a GenBank genome assembly. Lineage: Eukaryota; Metazoa; Nematoda; Chromadorea; Rhabditida; Strongylidae.